Messenger RNA from Phyllotreta striolata, 1077 nucleotides. The record is from the annotation of a GenBank genome assembly. Lineage: Eukaryota; Metazoa; Arthropoda; Insecta; Coleoptera; Chrysomelidae.
AUGGUGAAAAGUAUUUUGAACGAUUUUGCCGUCUUAACGAUAUUCUCUACAAAUUACAUAAUUAUAAAAUUUUUCGUAAAUCCCACCGUUUACGAAAACGAACACGGCAACACCCUGUACAUACACAGCAAGCAUGGAAUCACCCUGUACAUACACAGCAAGCAUGGAAUCACUCUGUACAAACCCAUCAAGCACGCCAUCACCCUGUACAUACCCAGCCAGCAUGGAAUCACCCUGUACAAACACAUCAAGCACGCCAUCACCCUGUACAUACCCAGCCAGCAUGGAAUCACCCUGUACAUGCACAUCAAACACGGCAUCAUUCUGUAUAUACCCAGCCAGCAUGGAAUCACCCUCUACAAGCACAUUAUACACGGCAUCACCCUGUACAAACACAUCAAGCAUGCCAUCACCAUGUACAUACCCAGCCAGCAUGGAAUCACCCUGUACAUGCACAUCAAGCCUGGCAUCACCCUGUACAUACCCAGCGAGAACAACAUCACCCUAUACAAACACAUCAAGCACGGCAUCACUCUCAACAUACCCAGCGAGCAUGGAAUUACCCUGUACAAGCACAUCAAACACAGUAUCACCCUGUACAAGCACAUUAAACACGGCGUCACCCUGUACAAGCACAUCAAGCACGGCAUCACCCUAUACAAACACCUCAAGCACGGCAUCACCCUGAACAUGCAGUUCAAGCACAUCAUCACCCUCAUCACCCUGUACAUGCACAUCAAUUACAGCAUCACCCUGUACAAGCUUAUUAAGCAGGGGAUCACCCUGGACAUGCACGUCAAGCACGGUAUCACCCUGUACAAGCACAUCAAGCAUGACAUCACCCUGUACAUACCCAGCGAGCACGGCGUCACCCUAUACAUACAUAGCAAGCAUGAAAUCACCCUGUACAAGCAUAUCAAGCUCGGCAUCACCCUGUACAUACCCAGCGAGCAUGGAAUCACCCUGUACAAGCACAUCAAACACAGUAUCACCCUGUACAAGCACAUCAUACACGGCAUCACCCUGUACAUACCCAGCGAGCACGGCAUCACCCUGUACAUACUCAGCGAGCAAUAA